AUCAUUUUUUCAGUCAUUAUGCAUUAUUAGUUAUUCAUUAUUUCCUUUGAUACUUUCUUCGUUCCUUAAUUUAUUUAUCUCAACACAUGUCAUACGCUUAUUAUUUUGCUUGUUAUCAAUAGUUUGGUCAUCUUACAAUUGUAUUUUAAUUUUAGCAAAGUUUAUAAAAAGUAACAGGUUACUUAUUUCAUUUUUUCCUAUUUGCUUAUUACAACUCUUUUUAGCUAGUUUUUUAUUGAUUAAAUAA
Plasmodium gaboni is the source of this 247-nucleotide messenger RNA. RefSeq names its product putative membrane protein. The transcript is spliced from 2 exons. The record is from RefSeq and is a predicted model, not a curated record. The annotation marks the transcript as partial. NCBI's taxonomy places the organism in Eukaryota, Apicomplexa, Aconoidasida, Haemosporida, Plasmodiidae.